AACGGCAUAAAAGGGAUAGAAACUGCCCUCGAGAUAAUCACAGCAGCGAUCCAGUUCCCUCCUCCAUCAUUGCUUUUGUUGUCCGAGAUCAUCGAUUUCACUUUCCGCUCCUAUCCUUCGAAAGCUGUUUUGAACCCGAUCCUUCAUCAACAUGCCCGGCCCACCUCUGACAUUGGACAUUCUCAAAAGCCUGGACUCUACUUUCUGGGCGAACGAGAGUCACGUCAAUGGCGUCUGGAACGUCUUCUUCAAUUUCUACUUUGAAGGCGACAAAUUCAUCGUGUGUCCGGAAAGCACGUUGGAUGACGCUGAUAGUCGUCUCCGCGGAGACUUGGACAUCAUCCAGAUCAAUUCUCCAAGGGACCCUGUAAAGCCACUCUCCAUAGCUUUGAGUUACGAGGGAAAGAGAGAAGGAGCAGGGCGAGCCACCGUGGAUGCUGUUGUCGGCCAACUUCAGAAAUACGCCACCAAUGCGUACAAGACGCAGAAAGGUGCGAAUUUCUUCUGCAUUGCGGCAGAGGGAACAACGUUUCGACUUUUUGUGAAGUCAUCGGCGGAUUCGCUUGUCGGCCUCAAUAUGCGGAUGGGCGGUGGGAAACCCACGGUCGCAAGCAACACAGGUGGAGCAACUGCUGCAACUACGUACGAUCUCCUCAACGCCGAAAACUAUCGAGACAUCUGCGGCGCCUUGGAAUAUAUCCGGGACCAUACCUUUCCGCUGGACACUGACUACUGAUAAGGGGGUUGCAAAUGCGUACAUG
This is a messenger RNA of Westerdykella ornata, 761 nucleotides long. RefSeq lists its product as uncharacterized. Bases 152 to 736 code for a protein of 194 amino acids. Lineage: Eukaryota; Fungi; Ascomycota; Dothideomycetes; Pleosporales; Sporormiaceae. The transcript has 2 exons. The record is from RefSeq and is a predicted model, not a curated record.